AUGUCCACCGGCACAACAAUGACCAAGCCCAGUCUUACUAAUGGAGUUAUGACUCUGACGUUCAUCCGCCCGGGCAUAGUUGAUAGCUGCAAUAAGUUUCACAUGGUAGUUGAGGGCGAUGAGUGUCACGCCAUCGCAAACAGCAAUGGCAUCACGCUGGAGCCGCUUGUCUCCUGGAAUCCCGAGGUGAAGACUGACUGCAGCAGUCUCUGGUUGGGUUACUAUAUCUGCGGCAAGGUCAUCGGCGUAACACCCAGCCCAGCAACAACAACUGGCCCCACGGAUCCCACAAACGGCAUUGAAACGCCGACACCCAUCCUCCCGGGGAUGGUCGACAACUGCGACAAGUUCCACAUGGUUGUCGACGACGACCAAUGUGGGAACAUAGCGCAGAAGUACGGCAUCAGCUGGAACCAGUUCACCACGUGGAAUCCCCAGAUCGGCUCGGGCUGUUCCGGCCUCUGGCUAGGAUAUUAUGUCUGCGUGAAAAUCAUAGGCGUGGCACCGACGACAACGACAACAACAACGACAUAUUGUCGGCGCGAACCCGAAGCCCACUACCACUACUACAAGCAAUGGCAUCGCAACACCAACGCCAACACAGACCGGGAUGACAGGCAACUGCAAAAAAUUCUACAGGUUGUGGACGGGGAUAGCGGCGAGACGAUCGCGAAGAAGGCCAGUAUUACUUUGGCCAAUUUCUAUUUGUGGAAUACAGGCGUGGGAAGCAGUUGUCAGACUCUGUGGCUGGGAUACUAUAUAUGUACGGGGGUGAAAUAG
Molecule: messenger RNA, 780 nt
Organism: Aspergillus alliaceus
Lineage: Eukaryota; Fungi; Ascomycota; Eurotiomycetes; Eurotiales; Aspergillaceae
Exons: 2
Coding region: 1-780 (259 amino acids)
Source: RefSeq, a predicted model, not a curated record